This is a messenger RNA of Eurytemora carolleeae, 3213 nucleotides long. Its product is annotated as cytospin-A. Gene Ontology annotation, cellular component: microtubule organizing center; filamentous actin. Gene Ontology annotation, biological process: actin cytoskeleton organization. The transcript is spliced from 5 exons. Gene Ontology annotation, molecular function: protein binding. Lineage: Eukaryota; Metazoa; Arthropoda; Copepoda; Calanoida; Temoridae. The record is from RefSeq and is a predicted model, not a curated record. The coding region runs from base 44 to 2860 and encodes 938 amino acids.
CAAUUAAUCUAUUGUUCCAGACGAAUGAUUACGGGUGUGUAGGAUGAUGAAAGGGAAACUGAUGAAGAGUUUGUUCCGGGGAAAGGGUGGUGUGCCGAGAACUCCAUGUCCCAACGGCUCCGACGAGGGAGAGAUGGACGGGGACCGAGUAUCACGUCUCCGGGCCCACUCGGAUGAGCAGAACUCGAAUAAUUCUCUGGAUUCUCCGAAUUCUGAGUCCCCGAAAUCCUGGCCCUCGACAUUUGCCACACCCAUGAGCUACAUCAAGGGGAAGAAGAGAAAGCACAGUAGGUUCCUCUCCUCCCCCCUGGAGCAUGAUAGAAGUGAUGACGUAUUCGGAGCAGAGGAACAUAAUCUCAGCCAGAGUAUUCAUAGUGACUCCGCCUCAUUCAUGUCGUUUAACAACUCCCCGGCCCCAGGGGAGGAGGAGGGGGACGGAGGAGUGCCAAGUAAACAGAACCAUGUUGACCAGGUUAAACUACAGCAGCUCCAGCUCCAGGUUGAGGUACAGCAGAAGAUGAUUGCUGAGUAUGAGUUAGAGAAGAACAAGAACGAGGCACGGAUUCAAGUCCUGAACCAGGAGCUCGGAGACAAGAAUAACGAGGCCAAGGUGUUAAGAGACGAGAUCCAUGGAAAGAAAAGACUUGAAAUCCAGGUUCAGGAUCUAAGAGAGAGAUUACAACAUCUGGAGUCGGAAAAUAGAAACUUGCAACAUAGAGUUAAUGAAGCGUCCCCCUUAACCGAUCAUCAGAAGGAACUUCUUCUUCAAAACAGAAUAAAAUCCUGCUCCGCUCCUCCCAGUAUAAUGGCCGGUAGUCUAGACGGUCAGACCGCAGGUCUAGCGGAUAGUGGAGAGGAGUUAAGUUGUGAAUGGGAGAUUAAAUCUAGCGGUGGAAGCUCUGUACACAGUCAAGUUAGUGUAGCUUGUCUCCAGGAUAAGCUGGUUCAGAUGGAGGAGAAUAACUACUCAACCCACGAGGAGCUCCAGGCUACCCUCCAGGAACUAACUGAUCUCCAACAUCAGCUGGAGGAACUACAAUCAGAGAACCGAACUCUGGCCGGAGAAAAGAGUCUUCUUUAUGAAUCGUUGUGUGAGCAAACAGAGAAACUCGAGGCUUGUAGGAGCCAGCUUGAGUCUACUCGCCAGCUCCUGCUGCACAAAGAAGACAGUGGAUCAAUGGAUAAUCCUGAACGUGAAAAGAAACUAAUCGAUGUACUAAAAUCCGCUCAGGAAGAGCGUGAUCGAUUGGAAAGUAAAGGAGCUGAGCUGACCGCUACUGUAGACGAGCUGAGGGCUGCUGCCGAGGCCGCGUCUAGAGAAAUGAUUCUGGUCCAGGAGAGGAUGGCGUUCUUGGAGCGAACUCUACACACGGUUAGAAUGGAGAAGGAGCAUGCGGAGCGGGAGCUAAAUGAUCUUAAAAACGAUCUAAGUUGUAAAAGCAUGGAGUUAUCCAGACUUCUAACACUAAACGAGAACUUUAAAACUAAACUUGAAGAACUAGAAGCUGCCAGGGAUGCUGUUGAUAAAACCGAGAUUGAAGCUAAGCUGGAUGAGUUGAGACGGGAGAAGGACGGAUUGGAAACUCUACUCAACGAGGCCAGUCAGCAGAGAGAUAAACUAGAAUUUGAGAUCAGUAAACUCAAGGAUUCAACCAACAACCAGAAACAAGAACUAGAAUUCCAACUUCAAGCUAAAAUUGAUGAAAUUGAAAUACUCAAGACCAAGGCUGCGAAGGUAGGAGAGGAGCGGAGCUGUUUACUCUCUGAGCGAGAGGAGCUUCAGAACUCUGUAGCUGAGCUCCAGGUUAAGUGUCAGCAUCAUCUUACAGAUAAAAGGGAGCUGAGAGCAUCUCUCUCAGAAAUACAGAAAACAAAUUCAGAAAUGCAGUCCCGGUUGGCUGAGAUAGAGUCCCAGCUGUCAAAUGAGAAGACCCGACGAAUAUCUGAUGCUGAAGAAUGGAAACAGUUUCAAGCUGAUCUACUCAUGACAGUUCGCGUUGCUAAUGAUUUUCAGACGGAGGCCCAGUCGAACCUCGAGGCCGUGACGAGUGAAACUGAGCAGCUGCGUGAGAAAAUAAGAAACCUUGAGGUUGAUAAUGACAGGCUGAGACUCGAGGCUAUUGCUCAACCUCCCCGAACAACCUCCGUUACAACUUCUCCAAUUCAGACGUCUGAAGGAUUGAGUAGUUUAAGAAACAAGUAUCUAGCAAGAGCUCAGGAUAACAAAGCAACUGUCAAGGGAUUAAUCGAUUCUAUAGAGAGUGCUGCCAAGGCUAAAACUGCAAAUUACUCCCGAACUUCCUCAACCCCAACCAUGCCAACCCUGUCUCCGAUAUCGGAGAAUCCGGCCAAACCCGUCUUUGCUCCGUCCUCUCCGACCCCGAGCAAAGAACCUCUGGCCUCCUCCGCCUCUCCUCUCAUCUCGGAGUCAGAUUCUCCGGUUUCCAUUCUUACAAAUAAGAAUUCUACUCGCCAGGUUCGAGUUUUCGAUUCCUUCUCCGGAGCCGACCCCCUGGCUAGCCUCGUGAAGAACGGAGGAUCAAAACGUAACGCUUUGCUAAAAUGGUGUCAGAGCAAAACCUCUGGUUAUGUUGAUGUUGAUAUAACCAACUUCUCCAGCUCUUGGAAUGACGGGGUUGCGUUCUGUGCCCUGCUCCAUACUUACAUCCCGGAGAAGAUCCCAUACUCAACCCUUAAUCCUUGUGAGAAGAGGAGAAACUUCACAAUUGCCUUCACUGCCGCUGAAUCUGUUGGGAUACAAACUAUCCUCAAUCUAACCGAGAUGGUUUCAAUAGAGCGUCCUGACUGGCAGCAGAUUAUGACAUAUGUCACUAAUAUCUACAGACAUUUUGAAACCUAGACAAAUCAAUUUUCUAAUUUUAUAUUUUUUGAUCGAAAGAAACUGUUGGCUGUACCCAUACAUCCGUGACAAUAUCCGGCCUAUUCUCUAAACAUGAGAGAAAAUAAUUCAAUAUUUUUUAAAUUAUCUAUUCAACUAGUCUCCAACACAUUGUUGUGUUAUGCCAUAAUUAAUAUAUUUAGACCCUUUGUCUAAUGAUGAUUCAAUCCGUAGUUUAUCUCUUGAUUCGGGCUUCAAAACCCUUGCGGAAAUAAUAAUUUCAGAUAAAAAAUUGAAUUUUGAAUUUAGAUAUUUUCCCGUUUUAAUAUUUCGCUUGAAGGGACCGUAAACGUAAUUUAAAGUGACCUACUUUU